Aspergillus ruber CBS 135680 is the source of this 3492-nucleotide messenger RNA. RefSeq names its product putative GARP complex subunit (Sac2). Lineage: Eukaryota; Fungi; Ascomycota; Eurotiomycetes; Eurotiales; Aspergillaceae. The coding region runs from base 198 to 3296 and encodes 1032 amino acids. Gene Ontology annotation, cellular component: GARP complex. Gene Ontology annotation, biological process: Golgi to vacuole transport; retrograde transport, endosome to Golgi; endocytic recycling. The record is from RefSeq and is a predicted model, not a curated record. Gene Ontology annotation, molecular function: oxidoreductase activity; syntaxin binding. The transcript is spliced from 5 exons.
GCUCUAUGUGCUUGUGUUGAUUGUCUUGCUGUUUCGCGUGCUGAUUCGCUGCAUAGCUGCUAUUAUAACCCCCUCCAAUGAAAGUGUCCACAUUUCUGCGGACACGGGGUAGUACGAUCGGUCAAUUGCGUCUCAAAUGAGACCGGGGAAAUCUGUCCGGUACCUGCACGCUUCCCCGUACUGGCCUUGCUUCCAUUAUGUGGCUCGACCGCAUCUCAGGCAAUUCGACUCCCUCUGGACCUGGGUUCGAUAGUCGCGGCAGUUCUCCUAUUCCUCGAAGGCCCUCUCACCUGUCUCCGGUACCGCAGAACAACCGACCGGGUUCGAAUCGGCAUGGCUCGUCCUUAUCAGUGUUGUUGACCCCGAAUGAUUCGAAUACAUCCCUUCCUGCAACGGCGCGUAAUGCAAACGGACGAUUGAAUGCGACCAAAACGUGUCCCUCCGAUGUUAUUGAUCCGCUCGAAGUCCUGAACGGUAUCCUCAGCAAACGAAAAGGGGAGAGCCCUGAUAAGGCGACGGCAUUGGACCCGGAGGCUAAGCCGUCACAGCUGGCAGAGACAAUUGACUUUGGGGAACUUAGCCUUGAGGAAUUUGUCGCAAAAGAGGACGAACGCCAACCGAGGAGGAUCCAAAACACCGAUGCUGGGGCUCAGACGAUCGAGCAAUUCGAGGAGGAAAGGGACAAGUUUCAGGAACUACACUCAGCGAUCACUGGCUGCGACGAUGUAUCAAAGUCGGUGGAAACGUAUCUGAGCGAUUUCCAGAGCGAAUUAGGGAGUGUCUCUGCGGAAAUCGAAACCCUCCAGACUCGAUCCAUACAGCUGAAUGCCAUGCUGUCAAAUAGGCGGAACGUAGAACAGCUUAUGGGGCCCGCUGUAGAGGAAAUCAGUAUUUCACCAAAAGCGGUUCGACUAAUUGCAGAAGGUCCAAUCGAUGACAACUGGGUCAAGGCUCUCAACGAGAUUGAGACUCGAGCCGCAAGUAUAGAGGCAAAAGCAUCCAGCUCCAGCAGCACCAAAUCCAUCGAUGAUGUUCGUCCGCUUCUCAGCGAUCUCAAGAGCAAGGCAGUCGAGAGAAUCCGAGACUACCUUGUUUCCCAGAUCCGGGCGUUGCGGUCACCUAAUAUCAAUGCUCAAUUAAUCCAGCAACAGCGUCUGGUUAGGUUUAAGGACCUAUACAGCUAUUUAUCAAGAGCUCACCCGACACUCGCAGGUGAGCUCACGCAGGCGUACACCAACACGAUGCGGUGGUAUUACUCGUCGCAUUUCAACCGUUACCUUCUAGCACUCGAGAAGAUUAAGAUUUACCCUAGCGAUCGAAACGAUGUUCUUGGAGGAGACCCCUCAGCGCAAAGGACAGGAAAUAUCAUUACUGGUGGCCGAGCUGGAUCUGCGGCACACGACCCGUUUUCUUUAGGACGGAGGGUUGACAUUCUCCGGAACGGCAACCCCAUGGCCAUUUCCUCCUAUGUGGCUGAGGAGGAUUAUGCUUUCCAUGGGAUAGAGGUUCCUUUCCGCAACUUCAACCUUGCCAUCUUGGACAACGUUUCUGCUGAGUACUCGUUCAUGGCCGAGAUGUUCUCCGCAUUGACUUUCCACCAAAUUACCCGCAAGGCCAUGGAGAUCUUUGAACCUGUUUUCGCCCUUGGCUACGGCAUGACAAAACAAUUAAUCGAACAGACUACAGAUUCGUUGGGCGUUCUGUUGUGUGUCCGCCUCAACCAACAUGCGGCUUUUGAAUUGCAGCGGCGCAAAGUCCCCGUUUCCGAUUCAUAUAUCAACGGCAUCAACAUGCAGCUGUGGCCACGCCUCCAGGUAAUUAUGGAUGCUCACUGUGAAUCUCUCAAACGAGUGGCGGCGAACACGGGUCGAAGUGCCGUGUCGGCCCUCUCCCUCGCAGGUGGCGAUGACUUGAGCCGCUCAACAGCGCCUCAUUUUCUUACACAGCGAUUUGGCCAGCUGGUGCAUGGGAUUUUGGUGCUCAGCAGCGAUGCUGGGGAUGAUGAGCCGGUGUCCAACAGUCUGAGGCGUCUGACUGCUGAGUUCGAUUCGCUUCUUGCGAAGUUGAGCCGGACUGGCGGAGACACGAAACGAAGAGAGCGGUUCCUUUAUAACAAUUAUUCUUUGAUUCUAACCAUUAUUAGUGAUACCCAAGGCAAACUAGCGGCUGAGCAGAAACAGGUUAUUGGGGCAGGUGUUGUAGGUCUCGCAGUCGCGCGCCAGUUGGCCGCGAGAGAAGGGUCGUCGACUAUUUUACUGGAGCGACAUGAUGCGCCUGGGACGGAGACGAGCAGUCGGAAUUCGGAGGUCAUCCACGCCGGCUUGUACUACGGAGCCGACUCCCUCAAGACCAAGCUAUGCAUUGAAGGGAAACAGAUGAUGUACGACCUUUGCGCGAAACGCGGCAUCCCACACAGCAACACUAAAAAAUGGAUCGUCGCGCAAACCGACGAACAGUGGGAAGCCUCCCUCCGCGUUCACGAACAUGCGCAGACCAUUGGCGUCCCGACACGAAUCGUGGGCCGCGAAGAAGCGCAGAGACGAGAACCAGAGGUCCGCGCAGAGGCAGGUAUUGUCGAAAGCCCGACAACGGGAAUCGUCGACAGUCACUCACUGAUGACCUUCUUGCAAGGGGACAUCGAGGACCGGGGAGGUGACUGCGCGUUCCUGACGAGUGUGACUGGGAUCGAAGCGUUAAAUGGUGGUCAGGAUGGGUACAAGAUUACGGCUGUGUCGCCGGAUGGGGAGGAGACAUCUAUCACAGCGGAGACGUUGGUGAACAGUGCGGGAAACUCUGCGUGCCGGAUUAACAAUAUGAUUUUGCCGGAGGAACGACACCGGAUUCCCUACUAUGCUAAGGGGACGUAUUUCUCCUACUCUGCCUCACAACCAAAGACGUCUGUCCUAGUUUAUCCGGCUACUUUGCCUGGCACUGGCGGUUUGGGCACCCAUCUUACAUUAGACAUGGGAGGUCGCAUUCGCUUUGGCCCUGAUGUCGAAUGGGUGGACAAUCCGACCGAUUUGAGACCUAGUCCAGCACGACUCCAGCAGGCAUUAUCUGAGAUCCUGUCCUAUCUUCCUCGCGUCAACCCGGAAGCGAUUGAUCUAGAUUACUGCGGGAUUCGGCCUAAACUGGGUCGCGGCGGCGCGGUGAAUACAGGAAAGGGCUUUUACGACUUCAUUAUUCAGGAGGAAGAGGGCUUCCCUGGGUUUAUAAACUUGCUGGGAAUUGAGAGUCCGGGAUUGACGAGCUCUCUUGCUAUUGGAAAGAUGGUCGAUGGUCUUCUGUAUAGAUAGAUGGUGGCUUCUUGGCUGUAUAUAUCCUAUUGCUACUUUGUAAAUAAAAUCUGUCUAACAGCACAGGUUUUUCCAGGGACUUUUAAUAAGUGACUAUUCCAAAUACCAUAAAUUGUGAUCAUUGGAAUGGCAUGCUAGUUUGUGAACGACGGGUACCUGCCUUAGCAGAGUCUUCUAUAAGCGCAACAAAUAUUCC